AUGGCUUUCAAUUUCAUUCUAUGGUGUCAUCCCAAGCUGAUUCUAAGCGUUUUUGUGCUCUUUUCUUGUUCCUUUGGCUUUCUCUCUGCAAAUGAUGAACUGGGCACAGGUGAAACCUUUACUGUUUCAAGCUUCAGCUACCCUGAGACUAGGCUCAGGCCCUUUGAUUGGCGCUAUAUUAGAGUUGACUUGCCGCCAUGGUUUUCUGCAGUGUCUAUAGCAUUGAACUCAGAUGUAGACCUUGAUGUCUCAAGAAUUGAAGGGGUUCCAAAGAGCACACUGCCAAUAAUAUGCUUUAGAGAUGGAAGUCCUCCACUACCAGAUGCCUUAAACACAUCUAUGAAAGAUUCAGCCAUCUCUGGCAUAAAUGGUCUAGAUGUGGAGCAGUGCUUUCCUAUGCAGAAAAAUAUCACUAUGAAACUGACAAACAAUCAGAUAUCUCCAGGUGUUUGGUACAUUGGUCUUUUCAACGGCAUUGGACCGACAAGGACACAGUCGAAGAUGAUUAUCCGAGGCUCAGCAUACUCCUACAUUGCCAAUAUAAGUGUUGAAGCAUGCACAAAUCCAAUCAUGAGGGGGGAUUUCUGUAACAGUACAGUUUAUCCACUUUCUUGCACAGCUUCUGAUGUCAAUAAUGCUUUGGAGGCUACAACUAACAAUCCGAUGUUGGAAAUUUUGGUGACCUGCAAAAGUAAUUUUGAAACUUUUUGUGUUCAUGAAGGUGUAACAAACUUCCUCUCCUUGGAUAUAAUGAAUGUGGCAGAAGAAUUUACCAUUAUGGCAACAAAUGUCAGAUUAAAUGUUACACCUUCAAAUAACACUUCUGGUGCAAAUGAUGUUAGUUUAAUGUGUUUUAUUCGCCAUGGUGCAAUGCCUUCAGUGACUUUGCAUGAUUAUUUCAGUGAUCUAUAUAAAGCACCCCUGGUUAUUCCAUCACCAUCAAUUGGUCGUUGGUACAUUAGUAUAGUACCAGUCAAUCUUACAAAGACUCAGGAUAGUGAUGUAAGAGUUUGUUAUUCAGUGGAAUCUCAUGUUCUUCAUUGCCCACUUGGGAAAGCUGGACCCAAUUGUACAAUGGAUAGCUACAUGCUUCAGACAUUUGUAAGGAGAGGUUCAACCCCCUUUGAGUCAUAUUAUUUACCAGUUGGUAGAGGAGCAUCUUAUGAUUCUGCCAAUUUCCCUCUUGAGCCACUUUUAAGAAACUCAUCAUACAAUGGAGAACCUGAAAACAUUUGGACUUACUUUGUUUUGGACAUUCCUCGUGGUGGAGCUGGAGGAAAUAUUCACAUACAGCUAUCCUCGGAUGUGAAGAUCAGUUAUGAAGUUUAUGCUAGAUUUGGUGGAUUACCAUCUCUUGAUAGCUGGGACUAUUAUUAUGCUAACAAGACAAGGAGAAGUGAUCCAUCUACGUUUUUCAUGUUAUAUGAUUCAAGUGAUGACAAGGUUAAUUUUUAUAUCAUGUAUGCUAGAGAAGGAACUUGGGGUUUUGGUCUAAGACAUCUUAAUACCAGCAGUGAUUCUGUGACGGGGCUAACUAUCAUGUCUCUUUCACUUGAACGAUGCCCAAAAAGAUGUUCCUCUCAUGGGGACUGUAAAUUUUCUUUUGAUGCUAGUGGAUUGACAUCAUACAGCUUCUGCUCUUGUGAUCGAAACCAUGGAGGCUUUGACUGUAGCAUUGAAAUUGUAACUCAUCAAGGACAUGUGCGGGAAUCAAUUUUUCUCAUUGUAUCAAAUGCUGCAGCCAUACUUCCUGCCUAUUGGGCCCUUCGGCAGAAGGCAUUUGCAGAAUGGAUUUUAUUUACAUCCAGUGGAAUUUCAAGUGGACUAUAUCAUGCAUGUGAUGUAGGUACCUGGUGUGCUUUGAACUAUAAUGUCUUACAGAAUUUACAAUGGCUUUACAUAUCAAUGUUUCAGUUCAUGGACUUCUGGCUCUCUUUCAUGGCUGUGAUUAGCACUUUUCUUUAUCUAGCUACCAUUGACGAGGUAUUUAAGAGGGCAAUCCACACAGCUGUUGCUAUCCUUACUGCCCUAAUGGCUGCAACAAAGGCAACAAGGUCUUCAAAUGUUGUUCUUGUGAUUGUGAUUGGUGCUCUUGGUCUCCUUAUUGGAUGGUUGAUAGAGAUCUCAACAAAGUAUAGGUCGCUUUUCUUUUCAAUUCGGUUCUCAGUUAAUUUCUCUCACAGUUUGCAAAGUAUAAAACGAUGGCUACGUAAUGUUGUUGAUACACUUUUGAGACGGUACCGUUGGGCUUUUGCCUUGGCUGGUUUUGUUGCAUUGGCCAUGGCAGCAAUAAGCUGGACACUUGAAACCAGUGAAAACUACUGGUUUUGGCAUAGCUGUUGGCAUAUUACAAUAUACACAUCAUCUUUCUUCUUCCUUUGUUCAAAAGCAAAUACCGUGGACAGUGAGAAUCAGCUAUCUACAGAUGGAAACUAUGAACUGACUCAUCAGGACUCACUUCCAAGAGGUAAGUUCAUGUGAAGGUGGCACAAAAAUGUGCCAGUAUUGAAUAGGAGGAAAUGAGGAAUAUAUGACUGCUGACUUGGAUAAGAAAUCAUCCUAGGAGUGAAUUCUGAGGCCAAUAACAAGUGAUGAAGCAAAGCAGUCUCUUGUAAAUUCUUGUCAGCAUAAGGUUUGUUUCUGGCAUUCUUUAUAGGAUGUUUUUGCUUUAAGUAUCUCUAGGAUAAAGAAUCAAACUAGGGAUAAAUUUUUGUCAUAGGAUAAUAGGGCAUUGUUUAUGUAAUUAUAGCUUAGAAGAUAACUUGCCUUUGAAAUGUGUCAUAUUAAGAGAUCUUCUGAUAAAAGCAACUCAACAUAAUGG
Messenger RNA from Gastrolobium bilobum, 2821 nucleotides. RefSeq lists its product as uncharacterized. The transcript is spliced from 15 exons. The coding region runs from base 1 to 2481 and encodes 826 amino acids. NCBI's taxonomy places the organism in Eukaryota, Viridiplantae, Streptophyta, Magnoliopsida, Fabales, Fabaceae. The record is from RefSeq and is a predicted model, not a curated record. Gene Ontology annotation, cellular component: plasma membrane.